Messenger RNA from Ilex paraguariensis (yerba mate), 1136 nucleotides. NCBI's taxonomy places the organism in Eukaryota, Viridiplantae, Streptophyta, Magnoliopsida, Aquifoliales, Aquifoliaceae. The record is from the annotation of a GenBank genome assembly.
CGACAAGCUACUUCUCAAAAUAUCAUAUCAUUGAUACAAUAUGUUAGGACUUUCUAGAUUAAUCUCAAAUUAAGCUCUCAUCAAUGGCUGAUCUCAAUGUCGAAGUUGAGGAAUCAAAACCCCAAGAUCAGGAACAGGAACAGGAACAAAGCCCUCUGCUUAUCGCAGAUCAAACCCACCAACACCAACAGCAAGAAAAUCAAGAACAUCGCGGUGAAGAUGAUCAUGACACCCAUUUGGAUAAAACCCUUCAACGCUUAGACUCAUUACUCACUCUGCUGGGCUUCAACCAAUCCUCUGUUUUCAGCUUUGGGCUUUCUUGUGUCGUGUUUCUGCUGAUUGGGGUGUCUCUUCCUGUCGUUGUACUUGUGUUAUCCGAUUGCUCGAAUUGUGAAGAGUAUCAAAUUAAAGCAUUUGAGAUAGAUGUUGUUGUUUCACAGGCUUUUUUGGCUGCUGCGUCUCUGCUUUGCCUUUCACACAAUCUGCGAAAGUAUGGUAUCAGGAAAUUUCUAUUUGUCGAUCGGUACAGUGGCCAUGUUGAGCGGUUUGCUAACGAAUACAAUCAGAAAAUUUGUGAUUCUGUCCGCUUACUUGUAUUGUGGAUAGUGCCUUGUUUCAUUAUGAAGACUGCACGCGAAAUCAUCCGCAUGCUCUAUGUACAGCAUGAGUCUUGGUGGCAUUCUGUUGCUAUUUUACUGGCUUUGGUUGUGUCAUGGACUUAUGUUACUGCAAUCUUUCUAUCAGCUUGCAUAUUGUUCCAUUUGGUUUGCAAUUUGCAAAUUAUCCACUUUGAUGACUACGGGAAGCUUUUGGAAAGAGAAUCUGACGUUUUGGUACUUAUUCAAGAGCAUGUUCGUCUGCGGUAUUAUCUCUCGAAAAUAAGCCACAGAUUCCGUAUUUAUCUUCUUCUGGAGUUCUUGAUUGUCACGACAAGCCUGUUUGUGAUUCUAUUUCAAACAACGGUAUAUGUAGGACCUAUUACUUACAUAAAUGGUGGUGAUUUUGUGACCAAUCCUGGGGGAAUAACGAUAUUCGGAUGGACGGUCGAUCGAGGUCUAAUAAAUACAAUCUUCUUCAUUGAACUCUCACUGGUUCUAUUUGUGUUCGGGAAAACUGUAGUUUUUGCUUCAGAAUGA